AUGGCGGGUGAAGCUCCAGUACCUCCUCCCGUAUUAUGGGCACAACGUAAGGAAGUAAUUUUUCUUACAUUUAGCGUGGAAACUAAGGAUCCAACUAUUAAAAUAGAAAAAGAGUCCGUCUAUUUCAAAGGCGUGAACAUCCCAAACAAUAAAGCCCACGAGGUGACUAUACAAUUACACGACGCUAUUAUUCCUGAAAAUAGCAGCUUCGUAAAUAAAGGUCGUUGCAUAGAAAUGGUUCUUAAAAAAGAAAAAACAGACGCAGCCUACUGGCCGUCCCUAACCAAAGAUAGGAAGCCUCAUUAUCUUAAGAUAGAUUUUAAUAAAUGGAAGGAUGAAGACGACGAAGACGAAGCUGCUGGUGGCGGUGGUGGAGAUUAUGACAUCGAAGACAUGCUGAGGUCGAUGGGUCAAGGAGCCGAAGACAAGGGUGGAAAGCCAGUUUUUGACGACAUGGAAAGCGACUCUGAUGACGAAAACUUACCUGAUCUUGAAUGA
Danaus chrysippus (African queen) is the source of this 498-nucleotide messenger RNA. The record is from the annotation of a GenBank genome assembly. NCBI's taxonomy places the organism in Eukaryota, Metazoa, Arthropoda, Insecta, Lepidoptera, Nymphalidae.